Molecule: messenger RNA, 1479 nt
Organism: Peniophora sp. CBMAI 1063
Lineage: Eukaryota; Fungi; Basidiomycota; Agaricomycetes; Russulales; Peniophoraceae
Source: the annotation of a GenBank genome assembly
AUGACCUCCAGCAGACGGUCGUCCUCCAGCUCCCAGUCCUCCCACGCCGGCGUCGGCACUCCCCUCCUCAGGCCCGACCUCGCGCACUCGAAUUCUGAGCUUAUUCUCGUGCACGACGACCUCGAAGCGCAGCAGACGACGCGCGACGACUUUGAGCUCUCAUCCGACGACGAGAUUGUCGACGAGAUCUCUGCCCGACUCGAGCGCCUAAGGGCAUCCGCGAUACCGCCCCUCGAACCGCCUCGGGUCUUCCUCUACCUCCUCGCGCCCUAUCUCCUCUUCGGGCCUUUCCUCCUCUCCACAUCACCACUGGCCCUCAAAUGGUCCCUACCGGCUUUCUUUGUCUUUGCUCUGGGUGCAUUGGCAGCCAGACAGCUCGCGUACAUGAUCACCAAAUAUGUGCGCAAGCCGGACCUCGAAGACGUCGUGUGCGAUGCCCUAGCGCGCGGUCAUAAUCGCGAACGCACUCGCAUCGCCCUGCGCCUGCUCACGCGCCUGGGCACCACGCUCUUCCGUGUACUCCUGGCAUCCGUCUACGUGCGAGCCGCUGCGACUGUCCUGGCGCAACUCCUGUCAGACGACGGUCUUAUCGUCUCGUCCAGAGUCAUCGUCACCGUCAUACUGGCCGUGAUCAUCCUGCCCUUCGCAUUAUCUUCAUCGCUGGGAUCGAAGGCGGUGCUGUAUGGCACUUGGAUAUCCGUCGGGGCGUAUAUCAUCUGGUUCGGGAGCGUUAUCUUUGCGUAUUCCCGCGGGACGCUGUACGCCAAUCCGCAAUGGUCGCAGAUGGGUGCGCUCUGGCACGGGACGGCACCGAUCCUGUUUACGUUCACCUCUUCAUGGACGAUGCCGCUCUAUGCCGCGCUCAAGGCAUCCUCACCGCGUCUCUUGGGCCAGAAACCAGCCAAGCGAUACUCAUUCCGCACACACUCGGCCGGCGCAAUCGCACUCGCCGCGGCCCUCGUCCUCCCACUCUGUUUCUUCGGCGCACACCCCAACGCACCGGACUCGCCCAACCAUCCACCUCAUGCUCUCAUCGCCGUAGCGAACGCUCUGGCGCUCACACUCGCGACCCCUCCUCUCAUCAUCACCGCGUCACCCAUCCCUCUCCCGCACCACCUCCGCGGCGGCAAAACGUCCAAACUAUUCCUGCUCAUCAUCAUCGUCAUUCUUGCUUUGCUACCCGUGUCCGCGACAUGGAUGAUCUCCAAUAUCGUGCUGGUUCUCGCUGUAGCGAGUACAUAUGUUCUUCCUGCUGCCCUGCAUAUCGUGGUACACAACUUCAAAUCGCCGCUCGCCAUCGUCCUGCCCCGCGCAGCCGGACCCGACGCAGACGAGCUCCUCCGCCGCAAAGAGCGCAUGCUCCAGCGCCGACGGCUCGGUCGGCGCUUAGUGUGGGAUAUCAUCGCCUGGGCGCUUGUCCUUGUAUUCGGUGCCGGCGGCAUCGCCGCUAUCGUCGCGCGCCUUAUCGGCUUGUUGUAG